AUGUCACAGCGCCCCUCCCCGCGCAAGGGUUCGCGGGGUUCGCGGGUUGGCAAAAGGCCCACGCGGCACUGGCACGGGCUGUCGGCCGUGGCGGCGCUGACGCUGGUGACGACGGCGACGACGACGGCCCCAGAACUGGCGGCCGAGCUGGCGGCGGCCGACGGAGCGGUGGUGGAAGUACUGGCGGCGGUGGCUGCGGCGAGACAAGCAGCCAGUGCUCGCGCGCCACGGCGCGGCGGCCCGUCGCGUGACGCCGCGCUGGAGGCGCUGGCGGCCGACGCUGUCGCCGCGCGCAAGGCCGGACGGCUCGGCACGCCGCUGCUGCGGGCGGUGGCGCGCAAGCUCGGGCAGGGGGAUCGGCUGGCGGACGCAGCCAAGGGCCUCGAGACCGAGUUGGAGGCCGUCCUCCGCGACUAUCACAAGCUGAAGGCCAAGCACACCAAGGCGCUCGGGCGGGCCAAGGUGCUCAAGGACGGCCUGCGCCGGUCCAAGGCCGCCCGUCGCGACGACGCUGCCACUACCUCGGCGCUCAUCAAGUCGGCGCACAGCUACAUUGACGCCAACGUCCGCGCCCGCUUUCCGCAGGCGCGAUUUCCGGCGCUCGCCACCCUCCCGCCGCUCCCGGCAAACGUCAAGAUCAAGGACGUGAGCGCGCUGCUCAAGUCCCUCGUCCGCGCCCUCCUCGCUGACAUUGUCACCCUCCUUGGAGCCUCGGGUGCCGGCUCGUCGUCGGCGGCCGCAGCCGAGACCAAGGCUGUCGCCGCAAAGGUCGCCGCCCAAGUCGCUCGCCUCCGCGAUGAUGACAUGGCAGCGCUGGAGGCCUACAAGACCGAGGCACAAGCCCGUGUGGCCGAGGCGCUCGAGAGGCUCGCCCUCCGCGAGAGCGAGCUUGUCGCUGACAUUGAGAUGGAGCGCGACGAGCUGGAGUAUCAGAUCGAGAGCCUCCGCCGCGAACUUGCCAGCGCGCAGCGUUGCGCGCCGUCGGCCAACUCGAGCCCGGCACCGCUUGCUGCUCACCACACCUCGCUCGCCGCCGCUGAGGCUGCGUUCGAGUCGUUGCUAGCCGACGCCGACGCCCGCGGCGCCAGCUCGCCCGACGCCGCUGCUGCUGCCGCCGUCGCCACAGCCCUGCUUAACCUGCCCGAGCCGCCGCCGGCGGAUAUGGGCGACUACGAGGGCGACGACGUCCGCGCCCAGUGGAGCGUCUCUGAAUGGGACUCGGCGCUUGCGCUCGAGCGCGAGCGGCGAGCGGCGCUUCAGCACCGCUAUGAGGCUGUUGUGGCCCUCCUCCACGACCGGACCAAGGACGCGCUGACCGCGGCGACUCGCCUGCCCGCACAAGGCGGUUCCACAGUCUCACCGUCCAAGGCUGCGGCACUCAAAAGCCGGCUCGAAGCCGAGCUUGCGUUCUCAGAUAAGCUCCGCGCCACCGUCGAGCGGCUGCAGUUUGAGCUCGAGGAAGCCCGCGCCGAACUGGCUGCACUGAGAGAGCAGUCGAUGGCGCAGGUGGCAGCACUGUCGCCGCCACACCGGCCGCAUGCCCAUCUCGAUCUCUCGGACAUUUACUCGCACGACCACAUGGCGCUCGAGGAGCUCCACGCCAAGCACACCGCACUCGCCGAGCGAAUGGCGCAGGUCCAGGCUGCGCGGGUAGCAGCCGAGGCCCGUGCCGAGGCCGCCGAGGUCGCCGCCGCCGCCGCCGCCGCCGCCGCCGGCGAAAACGACGCUGGCCUUGCAGAUGUCUACGCCCACGACCACAAGGCGCUUGCUGAGGCCCAAGCCCGAGCCGAUGAACUUGCCGAGCGGCUGGUCAAGGCGCUCGAGGGCAAGGCGGCGGCCGAGUCACGGGCAAGUACUGGAGCAAGCGUGGCGGCUGAGGAGCUUCGGGCCGAGCGCGAUGCGGCGCGGGCACACGCAGCCCGGCUGGAAGACGACCUCGCGUUCUACGUGGCGCAUUUCAAGGACCUGACCGCCGACGAGGUCGAGCUCUCACGAGUCGAGCUCCUCACUAAGCGAGUCGAGCUACUGCAGCACGAGCUCGCUUCCGAGCGGGCCAAGGGACGCGGCUCGGAUCCCGAGUGGGAGAUGGUCCUUCGCGAGAAGCGCCAGCUUGAGGCGCAGGUCCGCAACCUGUGGGCCCGCAAUCGUACGCUCGAGGGCGAGAGCGGCGGACAGAGCGACGUCUCGUCCACGGCGCUGCACGAUGCCGAGCUCGAGCGGACCAAGCUUGCUAACCAGCUCCGGCUUCUCCAGGAACGGUUCAAUGUCCGCGCUGCCGCCGACGAGUACGAGCUGCAGCGGCUGCGGGCGCAGGUGGCGGCAUCGCGGCGGCGGCCUGCCACGGCGACGUCAGCAGGCGGAGCAGCCGCAGAGCCGCAUCCAGACACACCAGCGCCGCAAUCGCGGCGACGGCGGCGGCGGCCCGGAGCCGAAGCUGACCCGUCAGCCGUUCUCUCCGAGCUCGAGGUGACGCGGCUCGAAUCGGAGCUCAACGCAGUCCGCCGAGAGCGGAGCGCAGUCGAUUCGGAGCGUAAGCGGCUCGAGGCAGCGCUGGUGGCAGCACAGAGUGGUCGGCAGCGGGCAGCAUGA
This is a messenger RNA of Thecamonas trahens ATCC 50062, 2589 nucleotides long. RefSeq lists its product as uncharacterized. NCBI's taxonomy places the organism in Eukaryota, Apusomonadida, Apusomonadidae. Bases 1 to 2589 code for a protein of 862 amino acids. The record is from RefSeq and is a predicted model, not a curated record. The transcript is spliced from 2 exons.